Messenger RNA from Acanthisitta chloris (rifleman), 1375 nucleotides. RefSeq names its product protocadherin-17-like. The record is from RefSeq and is a predicted model, not a curated record. The transcript has a single exon. Lineage: Eukaryota; Metazoa; Chordata; Aves; Passeriformes; Acanthisittidae. Bases 1 to 618 code for a protein of 205 amino acids.
AUGCCACAGUUCCCUGCAGCCAGUCAGGCUGAGAAUGCAGAUUAUCGCACAAAUCUCUUUGUACCCACAGUUGAAGCUAAUGUUGAGACUGAGACAUACGAAACUGUGAAUCCUACUGGGAAAAAGACUUUUUGUACAUUUGGGAAAGACAAGAGAGAGCACACUAUUCUCAUUGCCAAUGUCAAACCUUACUUAAAAGCCAAACGUGCCCUGAGUCCUCUGCUUCAGGAGGUUCCCUCAGCAUCGAGCAGCCCAACCAAGACAUGCAUUGAGCCUUGCACCUCAACAAAAGGACCACUGGAUGGUUGUGAAGUGAAAUCAGGAGCCUUGGCUGAACCAAGCAGCCAGUACUUGUCAACUGACAGUCAGUAUCUAUCGCCCAGUAAACAGUCAAAAGACACUUCCUUCAUUGCAUCAGAUCAGAUGGCUAGGGCCUUCGCAGAUGUGCAUUCCCGAGUGAGCCGAGACUCAAGUGAGAUGGACUCUGUUCUGGAGCAGUUAGACCGUUCAGCCCGGGAUCUAGGCAGGGAAUCGGUGGAUGCUGAGGAAGUUGUGAGAGAAAUAGACAAGCUCUUGCAGGACUGUCGGGGAAGUGACCCUGUGGCCAUCAGAAAGUGAGGGGGAAAAUAAGGACAGGCUGGCAGUUACGUUCCUCUUCUGCUGAUUAAAAGUAAAUAAAUAAAUAAAUCCCCUGGUUGUAACAGAAUUACAGGAAUGAAGGAAGACCAAUGCUGCUUUAAGGCUUUUAGUGAACAUCUGAAGUGCCCACAAGUAUGUUCUUUUCACUGCUCUUUCUUUUUGACAGAUAACACUGGUUUCAUUUUGACCAAACUUUCAUUAGGACAGAGUCAAGUACACCAAGAACAAAAUGAAAGAAGGAAAGACAGUGCCAUUUUGACAAUCUGAUAGGAAGGUGUAAGAAAGAUGGAAUGGAAAUACAUCUGAUACUUUAAGACUGUCCUCAAUAGCUGAUGCUGACUUUACUGUUUACGUAUAAACCCCAAGAAAAACAGGGUUGAAUAAAGCUGAUCUGUGGUAGAUUUCCAGCAGUCACCACAGGUUCCUACUGAAAGUCCUAUAAAGAGUUCUUGUAGUAGUCCAAGCGACGCCAAACAUUAACAUUCAUUUGUGGUAAACAUUUAUGUACAAAGUUACCUGCCACAAAUAUGAAAAAAAACAAAAACAAGAAAACAAAAAGAACCAUUCCAGAUCAUUAUUCAAGAAAACAUAUCCUGAUCAUUAAUGAAACACUUCAUAUCAUAUUAAGGUUAAAUGUACAAUGAUAUAGUCCAUCUUGUCCUGCACACACAUAAGCUAAUUCACUUGAUAAAAAAAAUAAUUUUAAUAUCUAUUUAGCAUUUUAGUGUCCAACAAA